This is a messenger RNA of Radiomyces spectabilis, 769 nucleotides long. RefSeq lists its product as uncharacterized. The record is from RefSeq and is a predicted model, not a curated record. Bases 123 to 350 code for a protein of 75 amino acids. The transcript has a single exon. Lineage: Eukaryota; Fungi; Mucoromycota; Mucoromycetes; Mucorales; Radiomycetaceae.
GGGAAGCAUAAUUAUCUUGUAAGACUAAGAGAUUGAGGGAUUCUUCAAGUAGGAAGUGCAUAAAUAGGAAUUGUUUGGUAUGGUUAUCACCUUUGCAUAGCCAACAGCAGUUGAGAGAUCCAAUGAGUAACUCAUCAUUGGGAGUGUGUGUUAGAAACAGAGUGGGUGGCCUGAGUGUCCUCAGCCUCAUCCUCCUUCAUCGAGGUAUCACUAUCAGAACAAUUGUGACUGGGAAUGUACUCUCCAUCUUCUUGGGCCUUGUAUUUGCUGAUAUUGAGCCUGAGAAUUGUCAUAGGAACAUUGGAGUCGCCAUCAGACAUGUUGGUGUUGUUGAUGUCAGACUGGCUUGAUCAGCUGAGGAUUUGCUAGAUGGGCUAGCUAACUUAAGUGCCUGGGAUCCAUCAUCCUGAGUAUUCAUGGAAGGGUUGUCCUGAGCGAAGGUGAAGGCCGAUGCUCCUGAGUCAGCAGAGCUCUGAGGACGAUGACUGGUAGCAUCUGACUAAGAAGUUGUGUUGGUGAUACGGCGGAGUCUGUAACCUUCAGCAUGAUCUUCUUGAUUGUGGGAGCGGAAGGCGUUUUUUUCGUCGGUUCAGAAGUGGUGCUUUUUACGGGGUAGAGGCUCCGCAGGAUGGGGGCAAGGCUAAAAAAUGCGCGCCAGCACGGUUUUUGAUCACCGCAACAUUAUUCCUCAGGCUUUUUCGGCUGCUUUUUUUCACGUCAUUUGAGCACCAUUCUUAUUGAUCACAAGCGGAAUGGCAAUGGCAUUAGG